Molecule: messenger RNA, 446 nt
Organism: Aspergillus ruber CBS 135680
Lineage: Eukaryota; Fungi; Ascomycota; Eurotiomycetes; Eurotiales; Aspergillaceae
Exons: 1
Coding region: 141-380 (79 amino acids)
Source: RefSeq, a predicted model, not a curated record
CGUACUUCCAAGGAGAACAGUUGCAAGUGUGAAGCUGAAGCUGAGGCUGACAACGCAUACCGGUCGAGCCGAUCUCGCGCAUCGUGACUGCUAUGCACAGAUGAACCGAUAGUAAUAAUAUAUUUUGUCUAACAAGACCUAUGUACCAUACAUACAUGUUCCACAGAUUGACAGUAAAAGAGCCAAAACAAGGAAAAGAAAAGAAGCGAAGGCACCACGGCAGUACUAAAAAUCAUUGUAGAAAAAAAGAGAGUAAGAGAAGAAAAGGAAUGUCGAGAAAGCAAAACCAGUUUAGAUGCAACAAAUUAGAAGCAACAUUAUCAGAAGGAAGGAAAGAAAGGAAGCGAAGCGUAGCAAGCAGCACAAUUAGCAGCCUGUAGUAUGAUGGCCUCAACAGUAAACAAGGAAAAGAAAAUGCAUUUCAAUGAGUGAAACAAAGCUGGGAA